CAUUCAGCUUGUCACAAGGCAAAACCGGUAAGCAGAAGGGGAGGCAAUGAUUGGGAGAUUUCAAUGAAGAGAAGUAGAAAAGAAGGAAAACAAGAAGAAAGACACAGAAAGACAGAAAGAUGGGUUUGUCUCAAGACAAUCUAAAAGGUGUUGUUUUGGCAUUGUUGUCAAGUGGGUUUAUUGGGGCAAGUUUUAUCAUUAAAAAGAAAGGUCUUAGAAGAGCUGCCGCUGUUUCCGGUGUUAGAGCUGGUUGUGGUGGAUAUGCUUAUCUUUUGGAGCCUUUAUGGUGGUUGGGCAUGAUCACAAAAAACCUUUCGUUGUAUAUGUUGAUGCAGUGAUUGUUGGAGAGGUUGCAAACUUUGUGGCAUAUGCAUUUGCUCCGGCAAUUCUUGUUACUCCUCUCGGUGCAUUAAGCAUUAUUGUCAGUGCUGUCUUGGCUCAAUUCAUGUUGAAGGAGAAGUUACAACCGCUAGGCGUUUUAGGAUGUGUUAUGUGUAUUUCGGGUUCAGUCGUAAUUGUUAUCCAUGCACCACAAGAGAGCCCUAUCACUUCUGUUCAGGAGAUAUGGACUAUGGCUACACAACCAGCUUUUUUACUGUAUCUGGGCUCAGUUAUUGUGUUGGUGUUCCUUUUAAUCUUCCAUUUUGUACCAAGAUGUGGGCAUACGAAUGUGUUGGUUUUCACAGGCAUUUGUUCAUUAAUGGGAUCUCUCUCGGUGAUGAGUGUUAAAGCCCUUGGAACUGCACUCAAACUAACCUUUGAGGGAAAGAACCAACUACUCUACCCAGAGACAUGGUUUUUUUUGUUCAUUGUGGCUACAUGUGUCAUAACACAAAUGAAUUAUCUCAAUAAGGCACUUGAUACAUUCAACACUGCAGUUGUCUCCCCUAUUUAUUAUGUUAUGUUCACAUCGCUUACAAUUCUCGCCAGUGUCAUAAUGUUCAAGGAUUGGGAUGGUCAAAGCAUGGGAAGCAUCAUAUCUGAACUAUGUGGCUUCAUUGCUGUGCUUUCGGGGACCAUUUUGUUGAACUCAACUAAAGACUCUGAUAGAGGUUCAUCCUUCAGAGGUGGCCAUGCACCUCUAUCCCCUACAUUAUCUACAGGACUCUUCAGUGGAAAUGGUGAAACUCCAAAGCAAGAUGAAGAAAAUGUUUUAUUGUCUGAGGAAAUUUGCUUAAGGAAGCAAGAGCUGCACUAAGAUGGCUAAUUAGUAGAUUAUGAGAACACGUCUAACUUUCGUGUGAUCAAGGUGCAAGAUGGAAUCCAGGUAUCAAGAAUCCUUAAAGGAUAUGCUGAGAGAUGAUUUGCACCAUGAGUUCUGGUGACAUCACGAAAGUGAGGGAAAAAUAUUAACAGCUGGUUUGAAUGUCAUUGUUCAUCAGGUGCGGUACCAGUUUACCAACUGAUGCUUGCUUCUCAGGCGACAUGCUUGUAGAGUGAAUCAGUGGUUGAUGGUACUUGAAGGGGAUGUUCAACUGAUCAAAUCAGCAGAAAUGGUUGCUGAAGGUAGUAUGUGGUUCCCUCAAGAACUGAGGCCUGGAUUUUUAGCAGGGGAAGUUUGAGUGCUUCAAUGUGAAAUUGAUAGUGUGGCAUCAACCCUAGAGAAAAUUUUGGACAUUGUGUUAGAUAUGCGGGGGUGCUUUCAUUAGGAAGGGCAACCAAAAGAAAGUAAUACUUGUGGAGUAUACAUACAUAAUGAAUUGUAGUGUCAGGUGAAUUUACCUGAAAGAACACUGUUUUCGUUUUAUUUAUAUUGGUAUCUUCAAGUUCUCAAAUUCA
This is a messenger RNA of Theobroma cacao (cacao), 1779 nucleotides long. RefSeq names its product putative magnesium transporter NIPA6. The record is from RefSeq and is a predicted model, not a curated record. Gene Ontology annotation, molecular function: magnesium ion transmembrane transporter activity. Gene Ontology annotation, cellular component: membrane. Gene Ontology annotation, biological process: magnesium ion transport. NCBI's taxonomy places the organism in Eukaryota, Viridiplantae, Streptophyta, Magnoliopsida, Malvales, Malvaceae.